Molecule: messenger RNA, 1111 nt
Organism: Harpegnathos saltator (Jerdon's jumping ant)
Lineage: Eukaryota; Metazoa; Arthropoda; Insecta; Hymenoptera; Formicidae
Exons: 7
Coding region: 68-1111 (347 amino acids)
Source: RefSeq, a predicted model, not a curated record
GAGAAUCGGCAGUUGCUCGGAGACUGACUAAAGGAACUGACUAAAGGACUUCUGUUACAUCUUAGCCAUGUCGAAGAACUUUUACUGGACGAAAUGUCACAAAAGGACGAAGCCUAAUUUGACCGAGGACAAGGAAAACAUACAUCAGAGCGAAAAUUCCAAGUUCGUCGAAGGUAAGAGCGACAUGAAAAAGAAGAGAGGACUAUCAGCGGGUGCGGAAAAUCGGAGAGAUGAUGUCACGUGUACGGCGCCGAUGCAACAGAAGCUUACCAUCCCAAGAAAAGAACAGUUUAAAAUUUAUCGCGACGAGGAUGAGAGAUCGCGCCCGCUCGUGCGGAAAAGGAACAGGAAAGAAAUGAGAAGAGAGGAGCAUUUUCGUUUCUUAACACCUACUGUUUCGUACAGGACACGUUCUUUGAGCAACAACCGAAAUAGAGAUCCUUUACGUGAAAACAACAAGUUGCACGGAUCUGCAGAUCAGAGAUGCUGUUCCGAGAAGAGAAAGUCCUCAUGCGCACAGAGAAACCGGCAUCUCUCCAACGAUGUGAAGAAACGGACGUUAUGCAGUAUCCAAACGUGGAAAGACAGGAUGAGACAAUCGCGCAUCGAUGUCGUGUCCAAGAGCUCUUCAACUAGAUAUACCGUUGCGGUGAGUGCGGAUGAAGCGCGUGCCGAAUGUAAUUCGAAAAACAACAUUGACUUUGGCCCCAAAAUCUCGCGUCGUGAAUUCAAUUCAACGCGAAGCGGUGAGUUUACCAACGAAAAAUCAAACAAUUUGAAGACUGAUACGAACGAUUACGUCAAUAACAAGAAGGAUGACAUUUUACAAAACAUGACCAAGAAUACAGCGGUGUCGUAUAUCUCGAACGAACUUAUGGUUCCGCAAACUGCGGCAUUUUCGGGUGCACAAGCUGGCACUGAUGCGAGCAUGUGCGCUUGUGAUGACAAUCAACAAUUUACGGGAGAAAUCAAUUUUAACUGUGCAACAUCUUCGUGUAGUCUUAGGAGACCAUCGUUGAUUCCAACAAAGAUCCGUGCAACUUGUUGUUUUCACGUAAAGGAUCUCUAUUUCGGUUGUUGCUCAAAGAACAUGUCCUGCUCCAAAGAGUAA